Messenger RNA from Bemisia tabaci, 1432 nucleotides. The record is from RefSeq and is a predicted model, not a curated record. Lineage: Eukaryota; Metazoa; Arthropoda; Insecta; Hemiptera; Aleyrodidae.
UUGCCUGAUGGUUUUGAAAUGUCUAAAGACGGCUUGGAACAUAGGUCCAAUCCUUUUCCGAUCGACAAAAUUAACAGCGAAUUUGGUGGUAAUCGGUACCAAGAUGACGCUCAUGGAACCUCGGAGGGAAAGGAUUCUUCGAAACAGCGAGGUCAGUCCGUGAGGCAUGCUAACCCAAAAAAAUGGAACCAAGAAUUGAGGUUCGACACACCAUCUAAAAACAGCGGAAGCACCGUUGAGUCCCCGGACCCGACUCUCUUCCUGCCCAACUUUUACGGGUCAGACACCGCGUCGUACUACGCGAUGAACCCGUCGAGCUUCCUCUACGACGCCGUAACCGAGGACCACUCGGAGCGUCGCGAGCAGCGGAACCCCGCCGCUGGACUCGGCAACUACAACGACUUGUACACAGCCUUUAAGCCUUCUGACGUAUCAGAAAUCAACAACCUCAUGCCGGCGAACAUGUUGGACGAGGACUACCCUCCACCCCCCGCACGUCCACUGCUCGCAGACUCCCCCGACCCCUAUCUCAAAGCACCGCCGAUGAUUCUGGAUUACAUCCCUCGAUUGUCGCCAUCCUCUGUCCACACCUCGGAGAUCUCCAGGAAGUUCGGCUCCGUUGGGGUGCCGGGCGACAACUCGACGAGGGAGAGGGUGGAAAUCACGGGGCCUGAUUUGAGUGGCACCCAGGCCACGCAUGCCAAUGAUCAAAUCCUAAGGGUAGCUGAAGGACCAGCAACCUCGGGUCAAGGAACUCAGGCUGCGAUCAACAUUUUUCCCCAAUCAUCGAAUAACAUUCCUGACGACGAAAUGAAAGAUCAUUUAGUUCCACCUUUACCGGAUGAGAAGUCUAUCUAUUACCAAGAGCAAAGUGCUCUACCGCCAUGGGAUUCCAAUUUCCAGACCAGUAGUAUUAGAAAACAUGAUUAUCGCGAGCAACAACAACCGCAUGACCUGUUGAUUUCAACAAAUCAAUCGGUCUAUAAUAAUCAGGGCAGGGAGACGAGGCACCAGAUGGACAUCGGUGGGCGUCCACCUGCUCAGCAGCAAGUGCAAAAAGAAAAUCAGGAGCUUUCGACGUCUCCCGCUCACACUCACACUCGCACACACGUGCGUGCGCGGGUGCGGAGUAAAAAGCGGAACCGAAUCAGAUACCAAAAUCCGAGUCCCCCGCCGGCGCAACCGUUGCCGCCGUACCAUCAGCAUCAGCCGCCCACCGCCCUCGCCAUGACCAACGCCACGCAAGAUACCCAGGAUGCUGAAAGUACGGCAGUCUGAUAUGGAACAACAAUUACACAGAGACGGGUCAAUUUUCUGGUUACUGGAACUGCUCUAUUUUUUAAUUUUUUUCUAAUGAUGAUGUAUAAGUCUUGAGAUCAAGUGGGAUUCACGGUGAUUCACCUAAGUACAAGGGUCCUUCAGAUAACCUCGC